AUGGCCGUCGCGGGGACAUUGCUGCAGCGCCUCUGCGCCCUGCUGCUCUUCAUCGCCGCCACCUCCGCCCUCAAGUUCGACCUCGAAGCAAAGCACGGCAGGAAUGAGAGAUGCAUACGGAACUUUGUCGCCAAGGACACCCUCGUCGUUGUGACUGCCACCUCGGACGGCCACAAGGGCGACGGCAUGGUUGUCAACAUCCACAUCAAGGAUGCCGUAGGAAACGAGUAUGGCCGCGCCAAGGACGUUGUCGGCGAGUCGCGACAGGUCUUCACCUCGCACGCCGACGCUGCCUUCGAUGUGUGCUUCGAGAACCAGCUCACUGGCAGACCCAACAACCCCAACCGCCACAUCGAGCUCGACAUUGACAUCGGCGCCGACGCCAAGGACUGGUCCGCCAUCCAGGCCACCGAGAAGCUCAAGCCCAUCGAGGCCGAGCUGCGCCGCAUCGAGGAGACCAUCUCCGAGAUCGUCACCGAGAUGGACUACCUCCGCUCGCGCGAACAGAAGCUGAGAGACACCAACGAGAGCACAAACACCAGAGUCAAGUGGUUCGGCGUCGGCACCACCAUGCUGCUGAUCGGUCUGUGGGGGUGGCAGAUCAUGUACCUGCGCGCCUACUUCCGAUCCAAGCACCUCAUCUAG
Messenger RNA from Neoarthrinium moseri, 645 nucleotides. RefSeq lists its product as uncharacterized. The transcript is spliced from 3 exons. Bases 1 to 645 code for a protein of 214 amino acids. The record is from RefSeq and is a predicted model, not a curated record. Gene Ontology annotation, biological process: endoplasmic reticulum to Golgi vesicle-mediated transport; intracellular protein transport; Golgi organization. Gene Ontology annotation, cellular component: endoplasmic reticulum-Golgi intermediate compartment; endoplasmic reticulum; COPII-coated ER to Golgi transport vesicle. NCBI's taxonomy places the organism in Eukaryota, Fungi, Ascomycota, Sordariomycetes, Amphisphaeriales, Apiosporaceae.